UUAUGAACAGGUGAGAUAAAGGACCUAUUAGCCUGCGCCAUCUAGAGUUUCAUGCCAGAACUUUGUAUUUGUAUUUUAGAGAAGAUCAAGGACUUGGUGCCAAAGGGAGUCGUCGAUGAGAUGACGAGACUAGUCUUGGUGAAUGCCAUUUACUUCAAAGGAGACUGGGAGAAUACAUUCAAAAAAGAAGACACCAGUGAUGGGCAGUUUAAGCUGAACAAGAUUCAAAAUAAACCAGUGAAGAUGAUGUAUCAAAAGGCAAUGUUUCCUCUGGCCUUCAUCCCAGAGAUCAACAGUCAGGUUCUGGAGCUGCCGUAUGACGGGAAGAAUCUCAGUAUGUUGAUCAUCCUUCCUAACGAGAUGGAAGACGACACCACUGGCCUUCAGAAGCUUGAAAGGGCACUGACCUACGAGAAGCUCAUGGAGUGGACCAAACCCAGCAAGAUGAUCCUACAGGAAGUUGAAGUGUCUCUGCCCAAAUUUAAGAUGGAGGAAACUUAUGACAUGAAGAGUCUUCUGAUCAGCAUGGGAAUGGAGGAUGUGUUUGACGAGGAGAAGGUGAAUCUUUCAGGCAUGUCUUCCAACAACGACCUGGUGCUGUCGAACGUGAUCCAUAAAGCCUUUGUUGAAGUAAAUGAGAAAGGAACUGAAGCGGCUGCUGCCACCGCCACCGUCAUCUUCAUAAGUACAUCCGGAAUCAUCUCAUUAUCUCCCGCAAAAACCUUUAUUGCAGACCACCCGUUCCUUUACUUCAUCCGGCACAAUCCCUCCAAUGUCAUUCUGUUUUAUGGACGCCUCUGUUCUCCUUGAAGGUAGUGAUGAUGACAUGAUAAUUCUAGAUGACUGUGUUCCUCUGAUAAAUAAAAUCAUUAGAAAAU
Rhinichthys klamathensis goyatoka is the source of this 878-nucleotide messenger RNA. Its product is annotated as leukocyte elastase inhibitor-like. Gene Ontology annotation, biological process: negative regulation of endopeptidase activity. NCBI's taxonomy places the organism in Eukaryota, Metazoa, Chordata, Actinopteri, Cypriniformes, Leuciscidae. Bases 52 to 810 code for a protein of 252 amino acids. The record is from RefSeq and is a predicted model, not a curated record. Gene Ontology annotation, molecular function: serine-type endopeptidase inhibitor activity. The transcript is spliced from 3 exons.